Messenger RNA from Stylophora pistillata, 1728 nucleotides. Its product is annotated as N-acetylated-alpha-linked acidic dipeptidase 2-like. The record is from RefSeq and is a predicted model, not a curated record. NCBI's taxonomy places the organism in Eukaryota, Metazoa, Cnidaria, Anthozoa, Scleractinia, Pocilloporidae. Gene Ontology annotation, molecular function: carboxypeptidase activity.
AUGGUAGAAGGAGAAGUUGUGUACGCUGACUUUGGCACCAAAGAGAAUUUUAUGCAUUUGAAAGCCGUGGGCGUGUCCGUAAAAAAUAGAAUUGUUCUUGUGCGACUAAGCAAGAUGUAUAGAGGAAACAAGGUCCUCAAUGCUGCCUCACACGGCGCAUCUGCAGUCAUCAUCUAUAACGAUCCUGAACAGUAUGCACCAGAGGGAACCAACAACACUUUCCCUAACUCGUGGUGGCUUCCUGACUCUGGGACCCAACGAGGAUCAGCAAGAAAGGUAACGGGGCCUGGUGACCCACAUACCCCGGGCUUUCCCUCUGUGGAUGGUAUAUACCGAGAAGCACUAAAUGACAGUGAUUCAUUGCCUAUCCCGGCCUUUGUUCUAUCUUAUGGGGAUGCGCGAGAAAUACUACGUCGAAUGAAAGGUCUUAAAGCACCAAAGAGUUGGCAAGGAGGUUUGCAUUUAACCUACUAUAUUGGACCUGGAUUUAAAGACAAAAGUCUUACUUUGCGUGUUAAGGUCAACAACAGCUUGGAAAUCAAAACUAUCUACAAUGUGAUUGGCCAGAUCAGAGGCACUGUAGAACCCGACCGUUAUGUACUCAUGGGAAAUCAUCGAGACGCCUGGGUAUUUGGUGCUGCCGAUCCUGUCAGCGGUACGGCUGUGUUAAUGGAAUUAUCACGUGGACUAGGAAAGUUAAUUGAAAAAGGAUGGAGGCCACGCCGGACAAUAAUGCUUUGCAGCUGGGACGCAGAAGAAAAUGGUGCUUUUGGAUCGACAGAAUGGGUCGAGGAAAAUGCUCAAAUUCUUCAAACUCGCGCUGUUGCUUAUCUCAACAUAGACCAAGCUGUUAAUGGUAAUUUCAGUCUUAAUGUCAAUGCCAGUCCUCUACUCAAACAGUUGGCUGUUCGGUUGACCAAAGAAAUUUGUGAUCCAACAGUUCCAGAUACUUGCAAAAGCAUGUACGAAGUCAUGUUAGAGAGAGAUGUUACUAGACAUGUUAAUGGCAGCGCAGUAUGUGGUGAUAUAACAUUUGGUAGUGAUUAUGGCGCGUUUUAUUAUUUCCUUGGAAUUUCCUGCGCAGAGUGGUCUUAUAUCUUUGGAGGAAGGUACAACAUCAGGAGAGCGUAUCCCGUUUAUCACUCCGUGCAUGACACGUUUUACUGGAUGAAAACUUUUGUUGAUCCCGAGUUUCAAACUCAUCUGGCCGUGACAAAAUUUGCAGGGGCGUUUCUUCUCAAACUUUCCGAUUCUGAACUCUUACCUCUCAAUACAACUACUUACGGAGAAGUCUUACAAUCAAAGGCCGUUCUCUUAGAAAAGAAUGCUACACUCAGGGUGCAUAACAUCAGCACGGCUGCUUUUUCUCGUGCAGUCAGGAGCUUUGCGAAAGUUUCGCAUCAUUUUGAAAGAGGCAAGUUAAAAGAGAAACCAGAGAACUACCGCAUCCUGAAUGAUCAAAUGAUGCAAGUCGAGAAAGCGUUUAUACAAACUGUGGAAGUAAACGACUGGAAACUGUCCAGACAUGUAAUAUAUGGCCUCAACGACGAAAAUCUGUACGGUGACUUGUACUUUCCGCGAGUACAUUAUGCCAUGANUCGUGAUAUUGCGAAAAAAUCAGGAGAUUGGAAACUGGUCGAAAAAGAAAUAUCUUUGCUGACAGAGGCCUUAACAUCUGCUGCAAAUAUUCUGAAACCCAUAUGAGACAACCAUAGUUUUCAUCUUUUA